AUGUCUGAAUGGACAAGGGAUGAUGCUGAAUUGCUUGAUAUGGCUCUCGAUGAUGAUGGUAAUAUCGAUGAUGAUGAUGAGCAGGAGGAUAAUGGCGGGGAUGAAGAGGUGGAUAAUCGUGCUCAUAAGGACAAUGAUAAUCACAAUGACGAUGACAAUAACAUUCAGCCAAAAGAUAAGAAUCUCAAUAAUCGGCAGAGCAAAGAAAGAAGGAAAUACUUGAUAACAAAGACGAUUGUUCUUGGCUUAAUCUGGAUGACCGGGGGGAGCUACUCAGGGCUGACAGUGGCGACAAUUCCAGACUUAAAGUUAAGGGUUGGUUCGGACUAUGAAGAGUUCUCACGGGCCCUGGCGGCAGCUGGUCUCGGUAUCUUCGUUUCUGCACCAUUAGGUGGUGUGCUUGCAGAUAGAUGGGUUCGAGGCCGGGAUGCUCAGAUUAUUACAUUUGUUGCACUUGCUGGUGUCUUCACAGUGGUCAGACCCUGGAUUACCAAUCUGUGGAUGUUUGGGGUUUUUAUGUGGUUGGAUGGGUUUGUACUUGGAAUAUAUUCUCCAGGGAAGAACAACAUGUUAGACAAACUGUGGGGUUCUGGGAUAGGACUGCCACGCCAUCUAAUGUCCGUCUGCUACCUAAUAGGAACUGUCCUUGCUCCAUUGAUAUGUCGGCCAUUUUUCUUGAUGCAUGACGUCAGUGAUGGUAGUGUCAAUUGUAAUGACUCGGAUGACUCAAUAUGUCUUAACACUACAAAUAAAUGGUUAAAUGAUACACAUUUUGCUAAGAGUGCAAAUGUCGAUGCUAUCAAUGCAACAUUCCCAAACAUUACGAAUGACACAGAAAAUGUAAUUCCUAAUGGUAACAUUGCAGGGUAUAGUAAUGAGAUAAGUUCUCCAAUAGAGUACCCAUAUAUGAUUAUAGUUUCGUGGACAAUUAUCCCUUUAGUGCUUUUAGGGAUAUUCUACUACCGUGAUCCGACUUCAGGCCAGAAGUAUUACACCCAAAAUGGUGAAAUAACCAAUGGUGCCUUCAAGAAAGAAACCCCAACGUGGAAGUCCAUAUUCUCGCCAAAGACAUGUGGACAAGGUAGUUCGGUAUUCGGAAUGGGAAUUAUAUUUGUACUUUGUUUAUAUUACUUUGCUUUGGCCUUCAAAGGUAGGCCUUUCCAUGAAUUCAUCAUGGCGUAUGCCGUGGAUAAAAUAGGAAUGUCGAAGGCAGACGCUGCAGUGAUUAUGGUAGUCGGACGGUUAAUCUCUAUCGUAGCAGGGAUUAUAUGGGGCACACUAACUCGUUUCAUCCCCAUACAAGUCUUGCUUUUCAUUCAGAUUUUCACGGAGCUGGCCAUUGUCAUCUACUUCAACUAUGUAGAAAUUCACACAAGUGCUGCCCUUUACGGCUUCAUUGCUGGUAUGAGUGUGUGCAGUGCGCCAAAUUGGGCAUCUGGUAUAACAUGGGGGCUCAGAUAUCUCGAGUUCUCAUCUUUGGUAUAUACUUUCAUUGAACUAAGUGCAUCAUCUGCGGGUAUACUCUCCACAUGGGCAACUGGCUAUGUCCUGGAGUAUGGUGGACAUGAAGCAAUGUUGAGGCUUCAGCUAGGAGGCAAUGUAGUACUUUGUGUCGUGGUGAUUAUCAUGCAAAUAGUUGCCUCGUGUAAAGGAGAGAAAUUUAAAAAAGCCGAGUCGUAUGAAAUGAAGGAGAUGGGAGAUCAUUCUGAUGCAAAGACGCCUUUACUGUUUUGUGAAUAG
Messenger RNA from Owenia fusiformis, 1740 nucleotides. The record is from the annotation of a GenBank genome assembly. NCBI's taxonomy places the organism in Eukaryota, Metazoa, Annelida, Polychaeta, Sabellida, Oweniidae.